AUGGCCCGCGAACAGACCUUCAUUGCCAUCAAGCCAGACGGUGUCCAGCGUGGACUCGUCGGUGAAAUCAUCUCCCGCUUCGAGAAGAAGGGCUACAAGCUCGCUGCCCUCAAGCUCUCUACACCAGGCAAGGAGCACCUCGAGAAGCACUAUGAGGAUCUCUCAUCCAAGCCAUUCUUCGCCGGUCUGGUGGAGUACAUGAACUCAGGACCUAUCUGCGCAAUGGUCUGGGAAGGGACUGAUGCCGUCAAGACUGGUCGUGUCAUCUUGGGUGCCACCAACCCUCUUGCUUCCGCUCCUGGCACUAUCCGUGGUGACUACGCCAUUGCUGUUGGCCGCAACGUCUGCCACGGUUCCGACUCUGUUGAGAACGCCAAGAAGGAGAUUGCCCUUUGGUUCAAGCCUGAGGAGGUCCACAAGUGGAACCAGCACUCUGACUCGUGGAUCUACGAGAACUGA
Protomyces lactucae-debilis is the source of this 459-nucleotide messenger RNA. RefSeq names its product nucleoside diphosphate kinase. Bases 1 to 459 code for a protein of 152 amino acids. Gene Ontology annotation, biological process: UTP biosynthetic process; GTP biosynthetic process; CTP biosynthetic process. The transcript is spliced from 3 exons. The record is from RefSeq and is a predicted model, not a curated record. Lineage: Eukaryota; Fungi; Ascomycota; Taphrinomycetes; Taphrinales; Protomycetaceae. Gene Ontology annotation, molecular function: nucleoside diphosphate kinase activity.